Messenger RNA from Purpureocillium lilacinum, 684 nucleotides. RefSeq lists its product as uncharacterized. NCBI's taxonomy places the organism in Eukaryota, Fungi, Ascomycota, Sordariomycetes, Hypocreales, Ophiocordycipitaceae. The record is from RefSeq and is a predicted model, not a curated record.
AUGAAGAGGGCAUCCAUCGACAUGCACAGGAAGGCGGUGGUCUGGAGCGGCAAGCACGUCGCCACGCCCAUCCGCCGACAGUCGCGCCAGCUAUCCAGGGCGUUCAACGCCGCCGCAUCGACGGCGAAGACAGAUUUUGUCCGCGCGGCCAACAACGGGGACGUCGCGACCACCAUAUCGCUCGAGGUUGUCCGGAGCCUGGCCCGAGAGGUCAAGGACGUUGUCAUGAUCCUCAAAUACAUCAAGGAGGUGGUGGCCCAGAUUCCUGCAUCCAGCAAGCACGCCAGUGUGAGCCUGCUGAAAAACCUGAAGGCUCAUGCCAACAUGAAGGCCCUGGGUAAGAAAUGCGAUUCCCAGGACGAGGAGCACGGAAAAGAGAAAGAGGAACAAUCAGGAGCGAAGGCUGACGACCCGCAAACAAGGCCGGAGCAUUCGAAAACGAGUGAAGCGCGUACGGAAGCGAGUGCGGAAGCUCCGCAAACGAACCUGGGCACGAGCUCGGACCGCUACACUACGGGUUCGAGCUGCUCUAUGGAGACCUCGAGCCACCUGGAAGAACUGGCUGCGCCUUUGAAGAAGGCAGAUGAUAGUUUGCGGAAGAGGAGACGCCUUGUCUUGAGGCACAAGCUUGAUCAUUUGAAGGAGAAGAGUGGUGGUUCUGUCAAGGGAAAUGCCGCGCUUUGA